Molecule: messenger RNA, 1164 nt
Organism: Penicillium soppii
Lineage: Eukaryota; Fungi; Ascomycota; Eurotiomycetes; Eurotiales; Aspergillaceae
Exons: 1
Coding region: 1-1164 (387 amino acids)
Source: RefSeq, a predicted model, not a curated record
AUGAGGCGAUCCAGACUCACUGGAAGAACCAAAGCCCAAGAUACAGAGUUCGGUUGGUAUUUCGCUGGAAAAUCGAUGGACAAGAGACAUUCACGGGGCCGCCGAAUCAGGCUGAUCCGCUACGGGCCUGAUAUGGAAACUUGUAUCCACAGUCGAUGCCCUUCGCCGCCGCCUGUUCCAGAGAAGCCAAUUUGUACAUGCGGAUGCGAGUUUCACGCCCAGGAAAGACGUUCUCAAUCACCCAGUAGCAGUACAUCUUCGGGCUUUGAGCCGGGUUUAAGAUGCAAAUCGUGUGGUGGAUUCCAUGCUACCAAAAAGGAUCGAUCUCCGCAGGCAGAGAAACCGGUUUGCACCUGCAACACCCGAUGUGAGCUUCACAUCAGAGAGGACCGCCCCCGGUCUCCAACUGAGAGUGAAUCAUCGGAUUUGGAACACACCAGAAAAUUUCAUUGUCGCUACUGUCGCGCUGAGAGGCGUGAGCUGGGUGCCAGUGGCAUGCGUCCCACCACAGCCAGUAGCAGUGACUCUUCCGCCUAUGAGCACUCCAGAAGACAUCGUGGUCGUCGCUACACUGUGACAAGGGAGUCUGAGACUUCCCCAUCCGCAGAGAGAUGGCACCGAGAGGUCUACACUCGCACCAACACUCCUGCAACAUCGACGAAGUUGAAUUCGCCCCGUACAUCUUUCACAACUGCGCCACCCCCGCUUUAUCAUCACCACUGUCACAGAGCAAUGUACUAUGAAGAGCAUCCCGAGCUCUGUCGGGCCUUUCAUUCACCUGUGCCAAAGCCGACGCCAACACGGACGCAAUCUCGUCAGUCAAGUGGGAAGUCUCAUCGUAACUCCCAGGAAAAGUCCACUCAGCGUCAGCCCGGAUGUACCUGUGGAAGACAUCUUUCUCCCGAACAUGUCUCAUCUCCAAAGACUGGAUCGCCGAAGCCCGCUCCCAAGUCUGGCGUCCUGUAUUGCACCUGUUUCCCCACGGAACGGUUCUUUGUCGAUGAACCGGGAUAUUACACCGCUUUUGAGGAUGAUACUGCGUCUGAGACCUCGAUGUAUGCAAUGCCCGCAAAUGACGGGGAUCAGGGUGAAUCGUAUUGUCCUCUUUACCACCGAUGCCGUCCGAGGCUCGAGCGAUAUGGGUGGGUUUGUGGGCGGAAGUGA